AUGUCUAAGGCCGUCGGUAUCGAUUUAGGUACUACCUACUCAUGUGUCGCUCAUUUCGCUAACGAUAGAGUCGAUAUCAUUGCUAAUGAUCAAGGUAACAGAACCACUCCAUCUUUCGUCGCUUUCUCCGACACUGAAAGAUUGAUUGGUGAUGCCGCUAAGAAUCAAGCCGCUAUGAACCCAGCUAACACUGUUUUCGACGCUAAGCGUUUAAUCGGUAGAAACUUCAGUGACCCAGAAGUCCAAACUGAUAUGAAACAUUUCCCAUUCAAGAUUGUCGAUGUUGAUGGUAAGCCAUUGAUUCAAGUUGAAUACAAAGGUGAAACCAAAACUUUCACUCCAGAACAAAUCUCUUCUAUGGUUUUAGGUAAGAUGAAGGAAACCGCCGAGUCUUACCUAGGUUGUGACGUUAACGACGCUGUCGUCACCGUUCCAGCUUAUUUCAACGAUUCCCAAAGACAAGCUACUAAGGAUGCUGGUACUAUUGCUGGUUUAAACGUUUUAAGAAUCAUCAACGAACCAACUGCCGCUGCUAUUGCUUACGGUUUAGACAAGAAAGGCCAUGAAGAAAAUGUCUUGAUUUUCGAUUUAGGUGGUGGUACUUUCGAUGUCUCUUUAUUAUCCAUUGAAGAUGGUAUUUUCGAAGUUAAAGCUACUGCUGGUGACACCCAUUUAGGUGGUGAAGAUUUCGAUAACAGAUUAGUUAACCACUUCGUCCAAGAAUUCAAGAGAAAGAACAAGAAGGACUUAACAACUAACCAAAGAGCUUUAAGAAGAUUAAGAACCGCUUGUGAAAGAGCUAAGAGAACUUUAUCUUCUUCCGCUCAAACUUCUAUUGAAAUCGACUCUCUAUUUGAAGGUAUUGAUUUCUACACUUCCAUCACCAGAGCUAGAUUCGAAGAAUUAUGUGCUGAUUUAUUCAGAUCUACUUUAGACCCAGUCGAAAAGGUUUUAAUCGACUCCAAAUUAGACAAAUCUUUGGUUCACGAAAUUGUCUUAGUCGGUGGUUCUACCAGAAUUCCAAAGGUCCAAAAGUUAGUCACUGACUACUUUAACGGUAAGGAACCAAACAGAUCCAUUAACCCAGAUGAAGCUGUUGCUUACGGUGCUGCUGUCCAAGCCGCUAUCUUGACCGGUGACCAAUCUUCUAAGACCCAAGAUUUAUUAUUAUUAGAUGUCGCUCCAUUAUCUUUAGGUAUUGAAACUGCUGGUGGUGUCAUGACCAAAUUGAUUCCAAGAAACUCUACUAUCCCAACAAAGAAAUCUGAAACUUUCUCCACUUACGCUGACAACCAACCAGGUGUCUUAAUUCAAGUCUUCGAAGGUGAAAGAGCUAAGACAAAGGAUAACAACUUAUUAGGUAAAUUCGACUUAAGUGGUAUUCCACCAGCCCCAAGAGGUGUCCCACAAAUCGAAGUUACUUUUGAUGUUGACUCUAACGGUAUCUUAAACGUUACCGCUGUCGAAAAGGGUACCGGUAAGACUAACAAAAUUACUAUCACCAACGACAAGGGUAGAUUAUCAAAGGAAGAUAUCGAAAAGAUGGUUUCCGAAGCUGAAAAAUUCAAGGAAGAAGAUGAAAAGGAAACUCAAAGAAUCGCUUCUAAGAAUCAAUUAGAAUCUAUCGCUUACUCCUUGAAGAAUUCCAUUAGUGAAGCUGGUGACAAGUUAGAAGAAGCCGACAAGGAAACUGUUUCCAAGAAGGCUGACGAAGUCAUUGCCUGGUUAGACAGCAACUUAACUGCUACCAAGGAAGAAUUUGACGACCAAUUAAAGGACUUACAAGAAAUUGCUAACCCAAUCAUGACCAAGUUAUACCAACAAGGUGGUAUGCCAGGUGCUGAAGCUGGUGCUCCAGGUGGUUUCCCAGGUGGUGCUCCACCAGCUCCAGAAGCUGAAGGUCCAACUGUUGAAGAAGUUGAUUAA
Tetrapisispora phaffii CBS 4417 is the source of this 1926-nucleotide messenger RNA. RefSeq names its product Hsp70 family chaperone SSA2 (gene SSA2). Lineage: Eukaryota; Fungi; Ascomycota; Saccharomycetes; Saccharomycetales; Saccharomycetaceae. Gene Ontology annotation, biological process: protein refolding; vesicle-mediated transport; cellular response to unfolded protein. Gene Ontology annotation, molecular function: heat shock protein binding; ATP-dependent protein folding chaperone; ATP hydrolysis activity. Bases 1 to 1926 code for a protein of 641 amino acids. The transcript has a single exon. Gene Ontology annotation, cellular component: cytoplasm; cytosol; nucleus. The record is from RefSeq and is a predicted model, not a curated record.